GAUGACGCAACGGAAAUGACGGCGAUGACCACAGCGUCACCCGAGGCAGACUGGGAGAGGGUCGAUGACGUCACCCCGCCCACCACCACCACCAAUCGCGAGCGAGGAAAAGCUUGGUUCAAAAAACUCAAGUCUCCAAAGGGGUUAUGUUUUUUGAGUGUCGCCUCAGCUGUUUUGUUGAUCGUUGCCGCCUACCUGUUGUCUAAAGUUGUUUUUGGCAUACUUUACAUAGAGAGCUGUGAUGCGGAUCAUUUUAUUCCCAUUUACCUGGUGAUCAGUGGAGCGUUACCUCUGAUUGUCAUAGCACUAAUUAUCCUGCUCAUUUAUUUGAAGUACAAGCAGGACAACUCUGACGAGGGCGUCUCGUCUGUUCACCUGACUGCCUUCGUUUAUUUCUUCAUCCACCUCGUCCUUCAACUGGCAGGUAGCGUGUGUGUGAUCCGCACAAGAAACCACCUGAACAGCAAGGGUUCCGUGGACUGUGACGAGACCCUGGUCACAUUCUCCUUUGGGGUGGUCAUCUUUGAGCUGGUCAUCUCCUGCUUGAUGUUCAUCAUAGCCGUGCUCUCCAUCUGCGAGCUCGUCUACCUCGAGUGUUGCCAGACCCAGGACCCCAACCGGGACAGGACAACUAGCAAUGUCCUCUCAGUGCUUUGAUAGUCCUGUGAUGUCCUGUAAGGACUUUGAUAGUCCAGCAAUGUCCUCUCAGUACUUUGAUAGUCCAGUGAUGUUCUCUCAGUACUUUGAUAGUCCAGCAAUGUCCUCUCAGUACUUUGAUAGUCCAGUGAUGUUCUCUCAGUAUUUUGAUAGUCCAGCAAUGUCCUGUCAGUACUUUGAUAGUCCUGUGAUGUCCUGUCAGUACCUUGACUCUCAGUACUUUGAUAGUACUGGUAUUGUAACUACAAGGUCCUCUCAGUACUUUGAUAGUCCAGCAACAUUGUCUCAGUACUAUGAUAGUCCAUUGAUGUUGUGUCAGGACUUUCAUAAUCCAAUGAUGUCCUCUCAGUACUAUGAUAGUCCAGUGAUGUACUGUGAAAGUAACUACAAUCUUCUCUCAAUACUUUGAUAGUCCAGCAACAUUGUCUCAGUACUUUGAUAGUACAUGAACUGUUAGUUAAGGACUUUGAUAGCAAUGUUAUAUCAGGACCAUAACAGUACUUACUUACACUGUCGUGGCAGUACUUUGAUAGUUGUGCUAGUACCACGAUAAUGACAGUACCCGCUAUCUUCUGACAGAACUUUGAUAACGAAAGUACCAACAAAGUACUCUGAUAAUACAAAGUACUUGUAAAAAAACUUGUAUUUACAUAGAACCAAGAAACAUAAAACCAGCAUUUUGUAUCAGACCAGUACCACGUCAGGGGAGCUAACUAUAUUUUAUAAAGGGAAGCAAUUCAGUUAUUACUGAGCGUGUUAGUUUCCAUUAGGAUCACAUCUCACCGUGUUGAAGUUGGUUGUUUCUGCUUCCUGCAUUAUGUGAAACAUUUCACUUAAAAAGUUUUUUUAGCAACUUGUUGAUUAAAGCAUGGGCUGUAAUAAAAAAGUAAUGAAACUUUUAGUAACACUAGUUCCCUUGUACUCUCCUUUUAUUUUUGUUUUAGAAUCUAGUUUUAAAUCAAAAUUUUUGUUUUAUUAUCUGCUGAACGUAUUAGCUAGAUCUAAUUUGAAUUAUAUUCUUUAGGAAUGUAUAUUCUGUGACGUUUAGAUUUUAGAUGAUGCAGAAAUCUAUUAUUUGUGAUGAUCUAUUUUCUCUGAUUAUUGAAUAAAACUAAGAUGUGUCACAAAAAAAAAAUUUAGGAAUGUGUAAUUAGCAAAUUUAAUCUAAUUACUAAAUCAAAAUUACACUAGCUAAAUGUGGUAUUUUCAGAAUAAUUUUAAAAUCUGCAUAAAGAGUUAUGAACAUUUUAAGUAUUGGAUGUUUACCAAUGUGAAAAAAAUCAUAAUUUGUUUUUUAACAUGUCAUUCAUUUCAUUCUCAGCUGACAUUUUACAUAACAUUUCACCUGACAUGGCAUUUCUGUUACAUAAAUUGAUGCUGCAUAAAUUGUUAUCAUAUAAAUUAAUGUCAUAUAAACUGAUGUCACAUUUGUAUGUAUAUUUUGUUGGCACGUCACAUGGACCUAAAUUUUCUGGUGUAUAAGAUGACUGUUUAAUCCAAGAAAAUCUGAAAAAUUGGGCUUAAGUUAUACGCUGGGUAUUGUCUGUUAGGGCUAGUAGACCCCAAACUCUAUAUUUUAACUGGAAAGGUUGGGUGUUGUCUUAUACACAUGGUUCUCUUAUUCAUACAGUUGUCUUAUACAUAUUGUUGUCAAGAUUUCUUGAAAAUGUUGAUCUAAUGUUGACACACUUUGAUAAUGUCACUCUCCGUAAACAAAAGACAAACUUAGUAGAGUUGUGUAGUAUCACCAUGAGGACCAGUAGCCUGUAGAUGCAAACACAAGCUACAGGAGACGAGGGUUUCCAUUUUGUAUGGCAGACCUUGCUGCAUUAUAAUCUUGUCAGCCAAGGUUUCUAGCCUGGAUUUUUAGAAUGGGUGAGAGGUAAGGUGAGCCACAGAAUCAAAUGUUCUAUAGUUAAUGCAAGUAUUAUUUAAAGUUACAGCACAUGCAGGCAUACACUACACACCAUGGUAGUGCCCUAAACUUCACACCUCACUGUACACACCUACCUGCACACACCUCAGUAUACACACUUCACCGUACACACAACACACGUCACCGUACACAUCAUUAUACACACACCAUAUACACAUCACCACACACACACACCAUACACACAUCACCACACACACACCAUAUACACAUCACCACACACACACCAUACACACACACCAUACACACAUCACCACACACACAUCACCACACACACAUCAUACACACAUCACCACACACACAUCAACACACACAUCACCACACACAUCACCACACACAUCACCACACACAUCACCACACACAUCACCACACACACAUCAUACACACAUCACCACACACACAUCAACACACACAUCACCACACACAUCACCACACACAUCACCACACACAUCAUACACACAUCAACACACACACAUCACCACACACGCAUCACCACACACACCAUACACACAUCACCACACACACAUCACUAUACACACACCAUACACACAUCACCACACACAUCACCACACACAUCAUACACACAUCACCACACACACACACACAUCAUACACAUAUCACCACACACACAUCAACACACACACAUCACUAUACACACACCAUACACACAUCACCACACACAUCACCACACACAUCACCACACACAUCACCACACACAUCACCACACACACCAUACACACCAUACACACAUCACCACACACACAUCACCACACACACACCAUACACACAUCACCACACACAUCACCACACACACCAUACCCACAUCACCACACACACACCAUACACACACACCAUACACACAUCAUACACACAUCACCACACACACACCAUAUACACACACACCACACACACAUCACCACACACAUCACUACACACACCAUACAUACAUCACCACACACACACCAUACACACAUCACCACACACAUCACCACACACAUCACCACACACAUCACCACACACACCAUACACACAUCACCACACACACACACCAUACACACACACCAUACACACACACACCAUACACACAUCAACACACACAUCUUACACACAUCACCACAUACACAUCAACACACACACAUUACCACACACACACACCAUACACACAUCACCACAUACACAUCACACACACAUCACCACACACACACCAUACACACAUCACCACAUACACAUCACACACACAUCACCACACACACAUCAACACACACACACAUCAUACACACAUCACCACAUACACAUCAACACACACACAUUACCACACACACACACCAUACACACAUCACCACAUACACAUCAACACACACACAUUACCACACACACAUCAACACACACCAUUCACACAUCGAUAUAUACACACACUACACACACACACAUCACCACAUACACACACCAUACACACAUCACCACAUACACACACCGUACACACACACCGUACACACACACCACCAUGUACACAAACACAUAAUCACCACAGUGGCUGUAUUAUUAAUUUUAAAAUUGGAAUUUUUUUUUUACAAUCCAUCAGCUGUAAAGCUAUGUUUAAUCCAUCAGCUGUAAAGCUAUGUUUUAUUCACUAGCUGUAAAGCUAUGUUUAAUUCACCAGAUGUAAAGUUAUAUUUAAUUCUUAAGCUGUAAAGCUAUGUUUUAUUCACUAGCUGUAAAGCUAUGUUUAAUUCACCAGAUGUAAAGUUAUAUUUAAUUCUUAAGCUGUAAAGCUAUGUUUAAUUCAUCAGCUGUAAAGCUAUGUUUAAUUCACCAGUCACCAUCCUUCACUGCCAAGUUGUAAUUUAUAUGAGAAUAAAAAAUUGAACUUUUGGAAAUUAA
Messenger RNA from Physella acuta, 4471 nucleotides. Its product is annotated as histidine-rich glycoprotein. NCBI's taxonomy places the organism in Eukaryota, Metazoa, Mollusca, Gastropoda, Physidae. The record is from RefSeq and is a predicted model, not a curated record.